UGUGACACUACGGAAAGAAUCAAAGAAUUCCCACUACCUUUUCUACCUAUCCCCCCCAAGCAUCUCAUCGAAUCCAGAGAGAAAAAAUUCCGGCGACCGGGAAAUCCCAGACACAACCCUAUACUCUGUUCCGAUCUUUCGCUUUCUCCCUGAUCUGACUUGGUUUCGCAGCUCCAACCUUUCGACAUCACGGAAGAUCAAUCAACUCUUUUGGCUGCAGGUCUAUCCGCAUUACAACUUACUGCAAGGUUUUAGUUCGUUGAAAAAAAUCUUCUGUGCCAUUUUGAGCGCUUCUUGUGGGAAUUUCUUUCAGGACUGAGUGAUCAUUUUGAAGGAGGAUAAAAGAAGAAGAAGAAAGAAGAAAGAAGAGGAGGCCUUUCGGUCUGAUGGCACCAAGCACGAUUAGGAAAGCUAUCGGGACUGUGAAGGACCAGACAAGUAUAGGGAUGGCUAAGGUGGCUAGCAACCUGGCUCCAGAGCUGGAAGUGGCUGUAGUGAAGGCGACUAGCCAUGACGAUGAUCCGGCACGCGAAAAGUACAUUAGGGAGAUACUCCGUUUGACUUCAUAUUCCCAUGGUUAUGUUAGUGCCUGUGUGUUUGCAGUUUCCAAGAGGUUAGGGAAAACACGAGACUGGAUUGUCGCCCUCAAAUGUUUGAUGCUUAUUCACCGCCUGCUCAAUGAUGGUGACACAGUAUUUCAGCAGGAAAUCUUGUAUGCCAAGAGGAGAGGCACACGACUGUUGAAUUUGUCUGAUUUUAGGGAUGAGGCGCAUUCGAACUCAUGGGACCAAUCUGCUUUUGUCAGAACUUAUGCCUUAUAUUUGGAUCAAAGGUUAGAGGCAAUUCUAUUUGAAAGGAAUGGAAAUGGGGGAGAGCUUGAAAGAUAUAGGCCAUAUGAAGAUCAGCAACAGAGAUCACACGUUGACUCGAAUAGGGUUUAUUAUGAGAUGAAGAGAUCAAGAUCAUCUGGGGAUGUUAGGGUUUCAAGCCAAGAUACGAAGGACGUCACCCCAUUGAGAGAGAUGAAGCCUGAAAGAAUAUUUGGAAAAAUGAGUCACUUGCAGAGGUUAUUAGAUCGGUUCUUAUCAUGUCGACCAACGGGGUUGGCUAAGAAUGAAAGGAUGAUUUUGGUGGCAAUGUAUGCUAUGCUGAAGGAGAGUUUCAAGCUGUAUUCAGAUAUGUGCGAGGUCUUAGCUGUGUUAUUGGAUAGAUUUUUUGACAUGGAGUAUCAAAAUUGUGUUAAGGCCUUCGAUGCUUAUGCCAAUGCAGCUAAGCAGAUCGAUGAGCUUUCUGGGUUCUAUAAUUGGAGUAAGGACAUUGGCCUAGCAAGAUCUUCAGAGUAUCCAGAAGUGCAAAGAAUUACCAGCAAGUUAUUGGAUACCUUGGAGCAGUUUUUGAGGGAUAGGGCGGCUCUUACAAAAAGCCCUGAGAAAAAGGUGGAGAGUCAGCCAGAAGUAACCAAGGAAGAGCCAACUCCUGAUAUGAAUGAUAUUAAGGCCUUACCUCCACCUGAAAAGUAUACUCCUCCUCCUCCACCAGAGCCUGAACCCUCUAAUGCUAUUGUUAAUCAGGAAAGCGUAGUUUUUUUGGUAGAUUUGAGAGAUGAUGGGAUAUCUGCAGAUGAUCAGGGGGCAACCAAUUGGCAUUGGCAUUGUUUGCCAAGCCUGAAGGACAAAAUGCUGAGCAAGAGGUGAAAUCUGCUUGGCAGAACCCGGCAGCUGAGAGCGGUAAAGCAGACUGGGAGCUGGCUUUAGUGGAGUCUGCAAGUAAUCUGUCCAAUCAGAAAUCUGCAAUGGGGGGUGGGCUUGAUCCAUUACUGCUCAACGGAAUGUAUGAUCAGGGGAUAGUGAGGCAACAUGUGAGUACAGUCGGGUUGACUGGUGGAAGUGCUAGCAGUGUGGCACUGCCUGGACGGGGGAAGAUCGAAACACAUGUAUUGGCACUUCCAGCACCCGAUGGAAACGUCCAGACAGUUGGGCAGGACCCAUUUUCUGCUUCUUUGAGUUUUCCGCCACCUUCUUAUGUACAAAUAGCAGACUUGGAGAAGAAGCAACAGUUUAUGGCGCAUGAGCAAAUGAUGUGGCAGCGGUAUGCGAGUGAUGGGAUGCAUGGCCAAGCUGGUUUGGCUAGGAUCAACACCGGUGCGUAUUAUACACCUGGUCAACCAUCAGUUUUGCCUUAUGGAUUGCCACUGGGAAACGGGAUGGGAAUGCCAGCUUCAGGGUACCAUUACAGCCCCUAUUGAUUUUGUUGUCCCAUGUUUUCACAGUUUUUUUAGUUUGUGGUUCCCAUAACUGGCAUUGCCAUUGGACCCUUUUCCAAUGGACUUAGUGUAAGUAGGCCAAUAAAGGGUAGAUGAUAGAAGAUGAGAGAUUUGCUCCAUGUAUGCUAAGUAGUGCUUCUUUCUGUUCCGUUACAUUUUGGGUUAUGUUUAUAUUUUUGUCUUUGUGUUU
Messenger RNA from Cuscuta europaea, 2453 nucleotides. The record is from the annotation of a GenBank genome assembly. Lineage: Eukaryota; Viridiplantae; Streptophyta; Magnoliopsida; Solanales; Convolvulaceae.